UCAGGUGAGCCCGUCUGGCGGAGGCAAAGCAAAACCUCGGAAGGGGGCGGAGAGGCUUAUGCGCAAUUAAUUCCGACAGGCUGGAGGCGGCAACAACCGGAGCGGACAAACCAGCGGAGAGAGCGACCGAGCGCAGGCGAGAAAACUUGGGAGCAACGACGACAAGGUCGCAUCCGUCCGGGUGAGCCGAGCGCACCUCAUCCAACUUGCUCCGUGCAAUCCAAAACGCCUUGGAUCAAAAUUCAUCUCCCGUUUGACAGAAGAGUCACGAGCGUUUUGGCCGGGACGACCGUCUUGGGUUUCUGAGCGGUGAAAAUGUCGUCCACGCUGCAGCAGCUCCUCAUCCCGACGUGCGGCGGCGGGCCCGAGCCCCCCCGUAACAAAGUGACGGUGGUCGGGGUGGGCCAGGUGGGCAUGGCCUGCGCCGUCAGCAUCCUGCUCAGGGAGCUGGCGGACGAGCUGGCCCUGGUGGACGUGAUGGAGGACAAGCUGAAGGGCGAGUUGAUGGACCUGCAGCACGGAAGCCUCUUCCUCAAAACGUCCAAAAUUGUGGCCGACAAAGACUACUCGGUGACGGCCAACUCGCGCGUGGUGGUGCUGACGGCGGGCGUGCGGCAGCGGGAGGGCGAGAGCAGACUGGACCUGGUGCAGCGAAACGUCGACAUCUUCAAGCGCGUCGUCCCGCAGAUCGUCACCUACAGCCCCGACUGCGUCAUCCUGGUCGUGUCCAACCCGGUGGACGUGCUGACGUACGUGACGUGGAAGCUGAGCGGGCUGCCGAGGCGGCGCGUGCUGGGCAGCGGCACCAACCUGGACUCGGCGCGCUUCCGCUUCCUGAUGGCCGAGCGUCUGGGCGUGCACCCGAGCGGCUUCCACGGCUGGGUGCUGGGCGAGCACGGCGACACCUCGGUGCCCGUGUGGAGCGGCGCCAACGUGGCCGGCGUCGGCCUGCGGGCGCUCAACCCCGACGCCGGCACCGACGCCGACCCGGAGAACUGGAAGGAGACGCACAAGAUGGUGGUGGACAGCGCCUACGAGGUGAUCAAACUGAAGGGUUACACCAACUGGGCCAUCGGGCUGAGUGUGGCCGAGCUGACGGAGAGCGUCGUGAGGAACUUGAACAGGAUUCAUCCGGUGUCCACCGUGGUGCAGGGCAUGUACGGCAUCGCGGAGGAGGUGUACCUGAGUCUGCCGUGCGUGUUGAACGGCGGCGGCGUUGCCAGCGUGGUCCGCGUGAGCCUUUCGCACGACGAGGCGGCGCGGCUGCAGGCCAGCGGAAAUGCUUCGCGCCUGCGCGGCUACAAAAAGACAAUCGAACUGACGUGA
Hippocampus comes (tiger tail seahorse) is the source of this 1326-nucleotide messenger RNA. Its product is annotated as L-lactate dehydrogenase B chain-like. Lineage: Eukaryota; Metazoa; Chordata; Actinopteri; Syngnathiformes; Syngnathidae. Bases 316 to 1326 code for a protein of 336 amino acids. The transcript is spliced from 8 exons. The record is from RefSeq and is a predicted model, not a curated record. Gene Ontology annotation, molecular function: L-lactate dehydrogenase (NAD+) activity. Gene Ontology annotation, biological process: lactate metabolic process; pyruvate metabolic process. Gene Ontology annotation, cellular component: cytoplasm.